AUCGACUAAGAUGAGCCAUGACAGAAUUAAAGAGCUUUUUCUGGCGAGAUACCUAGUCGAACAAGAGCUGUUAGAUGCCUCAUUUGCCCGGCCUGAUCUUCUCAUUCUCAACCAGCCAAUAACGCAUUUCACGGCGUUCGAGCAUCUCUGGAAGCAUAGUAACUACCAUGUUUGCGCUGACGGCGGCGCAAACAGGCUCUUUGAUAUGUUUGCAGGAGAACUGACACAGCAGCGCGAGCAAUUUCUACCCGACAUCGUCCACGGCGACCUCGACUCGUUGCGCAAUGAUGUUCGUGACUACUAUCGCGAUCGAGGCGUCUCAAUAUCACGGGGCGGCGAUCAAGAAAGUACAGAUUUUGGAAAAUGCAUGCAGAAGAUUUCUUCGCGUGUCUUGUCGUCGGGUAUGCGAGACAUCCUCGUUCUUGGAACAUUGGGUGGACGUGUUGACCAAGGGCUGGGACUGUUGCAUGAGAUGAUUCGAGAGGAGACCAAGCAUCCCAACCUUCGUUUGUGGCUCUUUUCGGAAUCCAGUCUGUCGCUCAUUAUAAAGGCAGGAAUAACUAUUUUGAGAGGCGUCCAGGCGAGCCGGGUUUUCACAGAGAAUGUGGGUCUUGUUCCUAUAUACGGCCCAGCCGUGAUCUCGACUGAGGGCUUGGAAUGGGAUGUCAAGCAGUGGGCUACACGCAUGGGCGGGCAAGUCAGUACAAGUAACCACGUCAAAGCAGAUAGUAUAAGGAUCGAGACUGACGCGCCGAUACUUUUUACGAUAGAGACGGCGCUUUUAACUAUGUCGUAACUAUGCAACAUAGGCGCCAUCAGAGUUAGAUGGGUGCAUGCGCAUGGUCGUGUUGUAGCCGCUCAUGUAUAAUUUCUUAUGGCAACGUGCAUCUGCACUUGUUCGUGCAUGGGUAAAGCCAGGGUCUCACCAGUCCCCU
Messenger RNA from Bipolaris sorokiniana ND90Pr, 935 nucleotides. RefSeq lists its product as uncharacterized. The transcript is spliced from 2 exons. The record is from RefSeq and is a predicted model, not a curated record. Gene Ontology annotation, biological process: thiamine metabolic process; thiamine diphosphate biosynthetic process. Gene Ontology annotation, molecular function: thiamine diphosphokinase activity; thiamine binding; ATP binding. Bases 11 to 796 code for a protein of 261 amino acids. NCBI's taxonomy places the organism in Eukaryota, Fungi, Ascomycota, Dothideomycetes, Pleosporales, Pleosporaceae.